CUCGCGGCCACCAUUCCAAGGCUCUGUCCCAACCCUCUCUUGCGGUAUAUCUCGGCUCGGGGACUAGCCUCUGAUUUCUGCUGGCAGCUACGUCCGUUUGUUCUCAUCGACCAGGGCACUCGGAAUCGGAUCGCCACGCCUUCGGUGAAGUCUCUCCAGCGGUCAUCUCAGCGCGACAAACUCGCGUCUCUCAAUGUCCAACCCAAAGAGCCAACACUAUUGGAGACAGCUGCGAGAGACCCUGACAGCAGGAAGAUGGGGCGAUGCAUCUCCCGCGAAGACACCAAGCGGUGGUCCGCUGUCAUGGCCUGAGCUCCUGCGCAAAUUCAACAAACAUUGUCCAGGACACUCGCACGCGGCAGAGCUCGCCUUGCAGACGCAGUCGUUGUCGCUCUUGCUGUCAGUGAAGGCGGUUGGUGCAGGCCUGGACGGCAACGAAGUGAGUGCUGCCAACCAGCUCGCUCUAGGCCAGGAAUGCAUGCUGCAGGAAGAAAGACUGGAGGAAGCUACGGCUGGGUACAAUGCCCUGAAGAGCCUGGAGACUGCUAACUCUGAUUCGAUCAAGUUGGCGGUGGCGUACUACGCGUAUGCUCUCAGAAGGCCCUCAGAGUGCCUUUCUGUUCUGGCGGAAGUGCAGAGUCUACUGGACGCGCACGACCGGGGACCCUCUACGAGAACGCGCAACUCCUCCCUCACCCUUCGGAUACCUAAUGGUGGGAAUGACGGGUCUGUUUCCUCAGCGUGGACGGGAAGCAACAUCUCAGCUGUCUCGCUCGCGUCCAUUGCGGAGAUCAGCGACGGUAGCACCUGGGCUGCCGCUGAGCGAAUACGCAGCAUCUGCUUACAAGGCAUGUCGCACGAAUGCAUCACGCCGGAUGACCCGCAACAGGCCCUCGACACCUAUUUGACUGCACUUUCCCUCGUCUCUGGUGCGAUCGCCGACAUCCCCCCUUACAUGUCUGCCCAGCCCUCGUCGAACGGGUAUGCGGGGACGACCUCUGAGGACACGACUUCGUUCGGGCGGUAUCGUGAGCUCUGGCGGUGGGUCGAGCGGUUGCUCCGCCGUGCGAUCAUUCUCGCGUCGCGGUUGAGUGACGUGCACAAGCAGGGCGGCGAUGCGUCAAUCUGGACUCUCCUGGACAGGUACCACUCAUGCAGUGCGCACUGGCCACCCACGUUCCGUCCUGCGCAGCGCUCGACCAUCGCUGUCCUGCACCUCCGCGCGUUUGUCCUCCGUGCGCAUGCGUCGCCCGCAGAAGCGGUCAUCCCCACGUCCCGAGACGGCGCGGAGAAGCCGCACAGGUGGAUCAGCGCUGCGCGCUCGGUGGUUCAGGAGUACCGUGCGAUCCUGACUGCCAGCACGCAGUUCCCUAAGGCUGGCGAACGGAACGUCCAGGUCGAGGACCUAGUCGACCUCAGCGUCGCAGUGUGGGAGGCUGAUGGAGCAGUGGGCGAGUACGCUGGCUGGGUAAUCGAUGUGUUAUGGUGGGCGACCCGACUUACGUUCAACUCAUACAAGGUGUACCGGCACAUGUCGCGCCUACUGUACGUAUCCGGCGAUGCGGAGCUCGCGAAACGCACCCUCCGCUUGUACGUGCAGGUUGUCGGCAAGGCGCGCGAGACGCAAGGCGAAGCGGGUACAGUCCGCGGAGACGUCGACUCCGAUACGGACCGGAACUGGGUGCAGGCCUGUGUGCAAGGUGCGAGGAUGCUGUGCCGGCUGGCUUUAGCAGAGACAGACGGGCGGGCGGCACGGAGGGAGGCGAAGGAGGCGGGAACCCUGAUUGACAGGGCAAAGGAGCGUCUGGAUGCGAACGACAAGGAGCUCAUGGGGAGUGUCCAGCUUGCGGAAGGCAUUUGGCUGUCCGUCAUGGCGCAAACAGAACAGGAUCCUCGAACGCGACAGACGCGCCUCUCGGAUUCUCUGGCUCUGCUCGAAGCCGCAGCAGACACAGGUCCGACGCCUUCUGUUCACCAUCACCUUGCCCUGGCCUACUCCCAACCAGGGCCGACGCUCGACUUGCAGAAAGCCAUUUCGAGCGCGCGACUGGCCGUGGAAGGCGAGUCUAGCGAGAUUAGGCACUGGCACCUACUCGGACUGCUGUUGACUGCCACUGGUGAUUGGAGGGCCGCGCAAGGUGUCCUCGAGAUAGGUGCCGGUGUUGGUGAGGUUGACUUAGCUGAGGAUAGCUCUGGGACCGAGGACCGCACACAAGUCAAUUCGGUGAAUGGCGUGGUCGCGCACGAUUACGCCGCGCAGGCUCCGAAAGUGAACGGAAACGGUAAUGCAGAUCCGAGCAUGAAUGGCGACACCCACGGGGACGCGGAUGCAACUUCACGGCCACGGCUGACCUUACUGGAUCGUGACGCUCAAAGCAUACCUUCGUCAAGUACGCUGCUGCGUCCUUUCGGGGACAGACCCCCGGUAUCUAGGCACGAAGCCUUCGAACAUGCGUUACAACUGCGGAUGUCUCAGCUAGCACUUGCUGAGUACGUCGAAGGGCCGGAGGGUGCAGGUGAUCGAUGGGUAGAGGUGUUUCAUUGGUUCUCGGAAAGAAGGGACCUCGGAGUCGAUGACAGGCGGUUGUCGAUCGACAGCAGAGCUGAUGUCGAAAGUCGUUCUGCGGUGCCCUCCACUGAGAAGACUGCGGUAGCGCCCUCAAACGCUGGUCGCAGGUCUAUGCAUCUUCGAGCUUCCGUCGACUCGGAGAGGAUCCCCAUGCCAGACCCACCCAUACCCAUCACUGUCACCCCUGCCUCACCAGGCAUUCCCCCGUCAUCGACUGACGACCAUAGUACCAACGAGGACUUCAUCUACGAGAAGCGCUCGUCUUCGUUUGACGAUCCUAACCGCGACAUGUCAAGAGGCAAGAAGGUACGUGAGGCCGUCAAGCGGAACGUACACAAAGGGCAAGCGGGUAUCACAAAGAACCUGAAGAAGAUUGGGCACAAUGUUGGCAAACAUGGUGGUGCGCAUCCGAAACGAUCCAACUCCGCGCCUGAUCUCCACGCUAUGUUGGGCCAUUCUCCGUACCAAGCGUCCUCUAUACACCUCCGACAACACUAUAGCAUACAUGCAUCGCAACAAGAUCUGUCAAUAGCGGACUUGCCACCUCCGCCACCUCUACCUCCUCUUCCUCCAUCUCAGUCUCCCGUCUCAACGCUCAGGAAUCAGGGUGCUCGUGCUGCCCGAGACCGGCGAUUGUUGAGCAACCUCUGGUUGAUGUCCGCAGCAACCUUCCGCAGACUCGGUAAGAUUGAGCAAGCGAAAGCGGCGAUACAGGAAGCCGAAGUCAGGGAUGAAAGUAAUCCUGCUGUUUGGGUACAGCUUGGCUUGUACUUCAUGGCCCUCAACAACCGACAUCGCGCGAUGAAUGCCUUCCAGAAAGCGCUAUUCAUCGCACCCGACGACAUAUCCGCCACGAUACACCUCUGUCGAUUAUACCUCACGCCAUCAUCUGCAAGCUCAACGUCGUCGCCAAAAGCUAGGCCAGAGCAACCGAGUCGGGACAAUGUGGAUCUCGCUGCUUGGUACUUCCUCGCGAAGCAAUACGGGAUGCAGGGUAGGAAAGACAGAGAGCGCGAGUGUCUUUGUUAUGCCUUGACGCUCUCAGAAUCGCGGGGCCUAAGGGGCCUUGGCGUUGCGAUUGGUUGGUGCCUAUGACGAUUAUUCUCUACCAUACAACUACGCAGUCAAGUAUACUAGAUCUUCGUGCUACAUCUAAUUGGUAGAUAUCAAGCUCAGAGAUAAUGUCGGGAGUUGAGAUCGACUACUAGCUGGUGCGCCCUCUGGCUCGGAGUGCUCUUGAGACUCAAACACGAAUUGAAGAACACCUAGCUGAGAUGUGACGUUUGGUGAUCGUUUCCACAAUGAUGAUGCAUAUUAAGU
This is a messenger RNA of Fomitopsis serialis, 3889 nucleotides long. RefSeq lists its product as uncharacterized. NCBI's taxonomy places the organism in Eukaryota, Fungi, Basidiomycota, Agaricomycetes, Polyporales, Fomitopsidaceae. Gene Ontology annotation, molecular function: protein binding. The record is from RefSeq and is a predicted model, not a curated record. The transcript is spliced from 9 exons. The coding region runs from base 194 to 3664 and encodes 1156 amino acids.